CGUUCUUCCAAGGCUCGGUUCUGAGCAAAUUGCGGCUGUUCCGCCAUGGACGAACAUGCGGCUGGAGACGAGGAAGCGCCACCGCCCCCACCUCCCAGCAUGCCCAGCGGCAGUUCUCACAGACCAGCGGAGUCUGAGGACGAGGCUGCAGCCCACAUGCGGAACCUGCUGCAAUGGCUGCGAGAUGAGGCCUUUGUCGCUGUGGUGGCCGAAUGGUCCUGGGACGUUUGCAUGGAGUUUCCUCGUGAUGGCAGCCUUCUCACGUCUAUAGAGCAUACUCUCAGAUACACGGAGGCUCAUCAAGAAUAUCGUCAGCUCUUCGAAGCCCGCGCAGAGCAGUACCUGCAGCAUUUUGGCUUGAACAUGGAAUACUUCCUAGAGAUGGCCGUGCAGUACGUGUCUCUGGGCCACGAUGAUGAUGUCUUUGAGGGGCUGGUGGCAAGUGAGAGUUACUCCACGUUCUUUAUCUACAUGUGUGCCGUGCGCCGACGCCGGGAGUGGGCGGAGCGGACCAUGUGUAGCGCCAGGGACGAGAUCCACUGGUCCGAGCUCAUGCGGCAAGCAAUACGGCGAGACUUGGGCGACGUGACCGUCGGAGACGAUUCGGACAUCGAAUGCCUGGAGUAGGCUCUUUGGAGCAGUGAGAAACUACGGCGCCUACAAAUCAGAG
This is a messenger RNA of Effrenium voratum, 670 nucleotides long. The record is from the annotation of a GenBank genome assembly. NCBI's taxonomy places the organism in Eukaryota, Dinophyceae, Suessiales, Symbiodiniaceae.